Lathyrus oleraceus (garden pea) is the source of this 1387-nucleotide messenger RNA. RefSeq lists its product as uncharacterized. NCBI's taxonomy places the organism in Eukaryota, Viridiplantae, Streptophyta, Magnoliopsida, Fabales, Fabaceae. Gene Ontology annotation, molecular function: lipid binding. The transcript is spliced from 6 exons. The coding region runs from base 112 to 1215 and encodes 367 amino acids. The record is from RefSeq and is a predicted model, not a curated record.
GAGAUAGAUAGAAGGGUUUGAGAAUUGACAAGGUGUGUUUGUGGUGUGUGAGUAUUUUGAAUACAAAUAAAUUGAGCAGUAUCGUCUUUCUUUCUGGAGGAACAGAGAAAGAUGAAAACGAUAUUAUUGUUAUUCACUCUAUCAUCCAACUUCUAUGGUGUCUCUGCUAUUCUUGUUCUUACUUUAUUGUUUCUUCUGAACCGUAAGAGAUUCUUGUUCGCCUCGUCUUCAUCAACACCCUCUCUCAUCUCCUCCGGUUCCACCAAUUCAAACCUAAGAACCUCAACGACUGUGACAGAUGCGGAUUUGAAGUUUCUAAUGGAGAUUUUGGAUGAAAAUCUAAAUGAGAAUGAUAAAUGGGAGGAUGUCAUAGAUAAAAGAAACCAACAUAUAUGCUACAAAGCAAAAUCCAGCAAACCUAAGAAUGGUCCCCUAAGAUAUUGGAGUGUGACCGUGUUCAAUGAUAUUUCGGCUGAGAUGCUAAGAAACUUCUACAUGGACAAUGACUACAGAAAACAAUGGGAUGAGACAGUGGUUGAUCACAAUCAACUGCAGGUGGAUGAAUCGGGUGGUUCUGAAGUUGGUCGUACAAUUAAAAAGUUCCCUUUUUUGAAGUCUAGAGAAUAUGUGCUAACUUGGAAGUUGUGGGAGGGGAAGGAUAAAACUUUUUACUGUUUUAUAAAGGAAUGUGAACAUCCUUCAGCACCACGGCAGAAAAAAUAUGUAAGAGUUGAGCUUUUCAGAUCUGGCUGGCGAAUAAGACAAGUACCUGGUAGAAAUGCCUGUGAGAUCACCAUGAUUCAUCAGGAAGAUGCUGGUUUGAAUGUGAAGAUGGCAAAACUGGCUUUCUCCAAUGGAAUAUGGAAUUAUGUAUGCAAGAUGGAUAAUGCACUUAGAAGAUACUCUGCUGUAAAAGGCCAUUUAUCCCGAUCAGUUACCACGUCAGUCAAAUUAAUGCAGAAGGUACCGGCUUGCUUGGAAUCUAGUACGUCUUCUGCUCAUCCUUCUAUCAUUCAUGAUCGCGACGAAUCUCAAGUGCGUGCGAUCUCAAGAAGGCCAUCAAAGAAGUUGGUAGCCAAUGGUUUGCUGCUUCUAGGGGGUGCAAUAUGUUUAUCUCGUGGUCACUCUAGCCUAGGUGCUAAAGUUGCAAUGGCAUACAUCGUCACAAAAUUUAGUCAACGUAAUACAAAUUCAAACCAAGCAAAACAUAGUUGAGUGAUAAAGUAAAAACAUGUAUAACAACUUUUUAUAGAAUGUGAAAUUAAUCGGUUUGAAUCAAUCUUAACAAUGUUUACAUAAUUUAGAUAUAUGUUGGUUGUUAUGUAAAUAAUAUAUUUAUUUGUAUUCUAAUUAUUAUAUCAUAUAUCGCACAGCACUGUUAAGAUCA